Symbiodinium natans is the source of this 2955-nucleotide messenger RNA. NCBI's taxonomy places the organism in Eukaryota, Dinophyceae, Suessiales, Symbiodiniaceae. The record is from the annotation of a GenBank genome assembly.
AUGUGGCCGCCCGAGAGGGUGACUGGUGACAGGCCCUGCGAGAGCAGAAGAGGAAGCAGCUCAUCCUUUCCCAGGACACAGCUUGGUCUGCAAAGCAUGCUUGGCGAGACUGCGUUCGGGAAAGCAUCUAGCAGCUCCGCUUCGUCGCAGCAAGCCGCAUGUUCCGCUGGACAGAGGUCAGCGACCUCGGCCCAUGGACGUCUUAGCCUCGCCAGUGCUGCCUGCUUGGGGAUCUGGGCGACCCGAGCCACCCGGGCCGCGCCAAAGCUGCGCGGCCAGUACCUUGGGAGCUCCCGGCGGCGGCUGGUCCGGGUGAUGCGGUGGUCCCAGGCAACUAGCAGUACGGAUGCAUUCAUGGAGCACCUUGCCUCUCUGGACAAGCAGCAGCUUCCCGAGGUGGAGGUGGAGCUCGCGACGGCUUUGGUGGACGGCGACGAGGAGCUCGUAGGGCGCACCAUCCAGUUCCUGCUCGACGCUGGAGUGCAUAAGACCGCGAUUCAGAUCUACCACAGGUGGUGCUGGAAUGACGAGAGGAUUUCCGUACCCGUCGCUGUCGCUGGGGAUGUGCUGCGUGUUCUGGCAGUCUACUCCCAGUAUGAGUCUGCUGUCGCGCACGUUCACGGCUUGUUGAGCAUGGAAGAGGUGAAUGAUUUAGAUGCAGCAGCCCUCUUCAACAAGAUUCUUCUGGGAAUCCAGCAAGCUGGUCACCCGCUGACGGCGAACCGCGCAGAGCAAGUUCUUAAAAGCAUGGUGGAGGCAGGAGUUGAACCUGACUGCGAAACAUUGCGAAUACUGGUGGAAUGCAAGACGCUGUAUGCUGGACCGGCAUUUCUGACAGAUGUCGGACAGACGGUGCUUAGUUUGGCACGGCGUUUCGUGGGCAUCCCGCCCGAUGGCCCGGCGCUGCUGGCGGUAAGCGCUGCGCACCUACGUGCCGGGGACUUGGAGGCUGCUUACAGAUGGUUCGUGGCGAGCCAGCUAGAGGUGCGGAAGCAAGACCUGGGUGAGCCCCACGCGCUGGAGCUGGUGUCGCAGCUGGCACGAGGCCUUGCCGUUGGAGGCCAGGCGAUUCGGCUGCUGCGCGUGCUACAGCAAGUGAAAGCCGAUGGCGGGGAGCUCCCGGCUAAUGCCAUGUCAGUGUCCUUGGCUGGCUACACUGCAGGGCGAAGCCUCGCCACCUGCUGGCUCGAGCCGCCAGCAGACGUCGUGCGAAGACGUGGCAUCUGGGCUUCCGAAGAGAAAGUGAAGGUGACUUGCGCAGAGCAGUGGAACUGGAAACAGCUUGAAGCAUCGCGGCAUGAGGUGUACCAGUGGUAUCCAUACUUGUCCCCGGAUACCAAGCUCGAACGGGCAUGGCUCACGCCCCUGCGAGCUCUCGACGUGGGGGCGUUGGGCCUCGUACGUGACUGGAGUGGAGAGACGCCAGCUCAGGCCACGGCCAGGGAACGACUUGGUGAGCGCACCGAAGAGCCCAUGCUGGACAUGAAGUCGGCACUCUGCGUGGAGCCACCGGGAGCAGCGAAUUCCGGCUCCUUCUUCUCGGUCGCUGAGCGGACCAAGAGCAGGCCCGUGGCCUUGGUGCCAAAGCCAAGGACCUGGCGAAGCGUCCAUGCAGACACCGUGAAGCGGGCUUAUGGCAACAGCCAACGUCACCGAGCCCACAGCCCCCAACACCUCCGGAAAAUCCUCUUGGCAGAGAGGUCCUCUCAACUUCUACUGGGGGCCAAGCCGGUCUCAGCGGCAAUGCAGAUGCCCUACGCGCAGCUUGAGGAGAUCGUGAAGUCUCUGAAUGAUGAGGAGAAGCAGGCUCUGCUCGGCUUUGAGGACGCAAGCAACUUCACCAAAGAGGAGCUUCAAGAAGCCCUGCUCAACGCGAAGGUCGAUUCCGACCUCGUUUCUGGCAAGACGAAGGAAGCCGUCAAGUCCAUGGUCAAGUUGGCCGUGGCCAUCGCAAAGGGCGAGCCUUACGAAAAGUCCGUGUCGGAUGAGGCGUACGUGAAAGCCGUGGAGGAGAUGUCCGACGAGGAGUUGCAGGAAGCCUGGCAGCUCCUGUACGCCAAGCGAAGCACGGAAAUCAUGGGCGAGGAGCUAUCCAGUAGAGUGGAGGACCGCUUGCUCUCUGAGCUGGAGGAGGAUGAACAGCGUGACGGGAGCGCAGAGGAUGAGUUGCGCCUGGCACUGGACAUUCUCAACACUUUGCGUGAUGUUGGGGCGGAGCCUUCCGCCAUGGACUGCAAGGCCUUGCUGCAAGCUGCCCAUAGCCUGGGCGAUGCCGAGCUUGCUGGGCAGGUUUUGGAGAAUGUCGCCGGCACCCUCGAGAAGGAGGAGCCGGCGAACGAGCUUGGAUCAGCUGGGCAAAUGCUCCUGCAGGCCAUGGAAGAUGGCGGCUGGCACAAGAAGACCUCCGAGGACUUCUUGAAAGGGAAGCGUGUCGUCACAAGGCGUGAUCCCGAAGCACACCUGGGCCAUCUGCAGACGAGGUAUCUGGAUCCGCUUCAGGGCGCGGCGCCCGCCGAGCCCUUCUCGAAAGAUCGCGAUGAUCUGCUUCAGGCCUUGACAAAGCCCUAUCUGGAUGAGAUCGAACUGUGGAAAAGAGGAAUAGCGAAUAGGCCAGAGCUUGAGGGGGAAGACGAGGAAGAAGUGCGACAGCAGAGCGUUGAGUGGAGCUACGAGAGGAGGGACGAGCUGUCGGGAGAAACCAUACAGGAGGUGCAGCUCGUGACGCGCUCGGACGUCCUAAUGGCCGGCACAUUGCACCCAGCCGAGGCCGAGGACUUGCUGGCAUGGGUUCGUACCGACAGAAAGUGGUCCAGCUCCGUGAAAGUGGUCCUCCACGACCACUUGCAUCGCUUGGGGCUAGAGGUGCCCCCAGACGAGUCGCAUUCGAGGAAGUUGCUUACCUUUGUGGCAAAAGUCCUUGGGGAGGCUGCGGAGACGCGAGAAAUGGUCGGAUGA